Molecule: messenger RNA, 1597 nt
Organism: Lycium barbarum (goji berry)
Lineage: Eukaryota; Viridiplantae; Streptophyta; Magnoliopsida; Solanales; Solanaceae
Product: dnaJ protein homolog
Exons: 8
Coding region: 175-1449 (424 amino acids)
Biological process (GO): response to heat; protein refolding
Cellular component (GO): cytoplasm; cytosol
Molecular function (GO): Hsp70 protein binding; ATP binding
Source: RefSeq, a predicted model, not a curated record
CAAACGACCCCUAAAUGAAAACCUUUUGAGAAGGAAAAACACAUGUCAUCUUCCCCUUGUUGUUCAAUAACAAAAAGGAAAGCUGCUCUUCAUUUCUCUCUGUAACAACAACAACAAUUCUUCUUUCUCUCGCUCUUUACAGAAACUAUUUUCCAGGUAUUAAGGUGAUUCAUAAUGUUUGGACGGGGUGCAAGGAGGAGUGACAACUCCAAGUACUAUGAGGUUCUUGGUGUUUCGAAAAAUUCUAGUCAAGAUGAACUUAAAAAGGCAUACAGAAAAUCUGCUAUAAAGAAUCAUCCUGACAAGGGUGGGGACCCAGAAAAAUUCAAGGAGUUGGCUCAAGCAUAUGAAGUUCUAAGUGAUCCAGAGAAGAGAGAACUUUAUGACCAGUAUGGUGAAGAUGCCCUUAAAGAAGGAAUGGGUGGUGGUGGUGGUGGUGGUCACAACCCAUUUGACAUUUUUGAGUCCUUCUUUGGUGGAGGUUUUGGUGGAGCUUUUGGCGGUGGUGGUAGCUUCAGAGGCAGCAGAAAGAAACAAGGAGAAGAUGUAGUGCACACUCUAAGGGUUUCUCUGGAAGACUUGUACAAUGGCGCAGCAAAAAAGCUCUCUCUUUCACGGAACAUAUUGUGCCCAAAGUGUAAAGGGAAUGGUUCAAAGAGUGGAGCCUCUGGAAGAUGUUACGGAUGUCAAGGUACUGGAAUGCGUGUUACAACAAGACAAAUAGCUCCAGGCAUGAUUCAACAGAUGCAACAUGUUUGUCCCGAGUGUCGAGGCUCAGGAGAGGUUAUAAGUGACAAGGAUAGGUGUCCUCAGUGCAAGGGAAACAAAAUUACACAAGAAAAGAAAGUACUGGAAGUGAAUGUUGAGAAAGGGAUGCAACAUGGUCAGAAGAUCGUUUUUGACGGGGCAGCUGAUGAAGCUCCAGAUACGGUCACCGGCAACGUCAUUUUUGUAUUACAACAGAAGGAUCACUCAAAGUUCAAGCGGAAGUCUGAUGAUCUUUAUGUGGAACACAAACUCAGUUUGACAGAAGCUCUCUGUGGCUUUCAGUUUGUCGUGACUCAUCUGGAUGGUAGGCAGCUUCUGAUCAAAUCUAGCCCUGGAGAAGUUAUAAAGCCUGAUCAAUAUAAGGCAAUAAAUAAUGAAGGAAUGCCCCAUUACGGAAGGUCAUUUAUUAAGGAUCGGCUUUAUAUCCAUUUUAAUGUGGAAUUUCCAGAAUCUGGAAUUCUUUCGCCGGAGAAAUGCCGUGCUCUUGAGGCUAUUCUGCCACCUGGACCAGGGAAGCGGUCAUCUGAUAUGGAAUUGGACAAUUGUGAGGAAACCACUAUGCAUGAUGUCAACAUGGAGGAAGAAAUCAGGCGCAAGGAGCAGCAACGCAGACGAAAGGCUUAUUAUGAUACAGAUGAUGAUGAGCCAAACGUACAUCGUGUGGGUUGUAACCAACAGUAAAAUUUCCAGAUAGUGGUAUUUUGGUUAGUCCCAUUUUUGUCUAUGCUCGGUUGGCUGUUUUGGUUAGGAAUUAACUGUGGCUUUCUUUUUGGUUCUUCUUCAGAUUGUUAUGUUGGUCUCAAUGCUGUAGGUUUUUUUUGGUCCUAAA